CCCCCCUGCGGGAUGCGGGACGAGCCUUAAAGAGCCCGACCCCCAGGCUUCUCUUCUGCCUCGGUCUUUUCUCGCACUUGAUGGCCCAGGCCGCUCGCUCUUCCAUCCUACGUGAGAUCCUACGUCCCGUUUGGGCGUCGCUGACAGCCCCGUGGACUCUUGCUGUCUGGAUGAAUUUGAGCGGCCUCACGAAGAAUUCCGGUUGCGUGCCAUCCACGCCAACAUGUCGUCAAUCGACCUCGACCAGGUGCUAUAUGCGCGCGCACGAUGGCGUAAGAGGAUACUGAUCCCGCUCUGGACCUUCCAGAUUGCAGUGCUACUGUGUCUGAUGGGCGUCUUCGCCUACCGCCUGGCCGAGACCUUCGAGCACUAUGAGGAGCACAACAAGCUGGGCGAGAUGCCCAUCGUCGAGGUGGUGUGGGAAGCCACCAACGUCGGCUUCAACAUCAUCGCGCUCAUCCUCACCAUACUCGAGGUCGCGCGCAAGGCAACCGAGCGGCUGACCCCGUUCAUGAUGGUGUGCACCCAGGUCGUCAAGCUGACACUCGCCGUUGCCGUGCUCGCCCUGGACAUCGUCGCGUUCCUACAGCGCAUGGACGGCCAUUACUCCACCAUCGGGCUGUCCCUGGACUGCGGUUUGCUCGCCGCAAACCUAGCAGCACUCGUCUACGCCCUGGUCACGUACCGCCGCCUGCUCAAGUACGAGGAGUACCACCUGACAGCCAACGCAAAGGCCCAAGGCUACGUGCCACACGACUCUGUCGAGCUGGGUCACAACAGCCAGCAUCGAUCCUACCCGCGGACCGUCAAGACCGAUCCCCGCUGGUCCAAGCGCUUGUCCAGCUACUCCUCCGGCUCCCCUCCUCCGACGGAGAUGGAGCCACCACCAUCGCAGCCAGCGACGGGUGGGGCCGACCUCAAGAAAGUAGUCGACCGCGCCAUCGACCAGGAACUGGGCUACGACCCCAACCCGGUCAACCGGUCGGGCAGCGUGGUCGUCGGCAGCGGGAAGGUGGCUGUGCACCACGGCAUGAUGGCAGUGCCCGCGCCGGAGCUGCAGCGGCAGCGCAGCUGGGUGACGGAGCGCGGGGUGAUUGCUGAGGCUACGGAGGUGGAGGCGGACGGGGAGGACGAUGACGGCGCGGUUCUGGGGGGUGGUGGUGGUGGUGGUGGUAAGCACUCGCAAGGGCGGCAUGCGGAUGACAGGGAGGCACUUUUAUCACCCGGGCUGGAGUCAGGGAAGUGACGGUUGUAGCGUCACCUGGCUUCCAGGGCUGUGACUGAACUGUAUGAAGGUUUCUCUUUUUUGGAUGAGACGGCGUUUCCGGUGUC
Chaetomium strumarium is the source of this 1332-nucleotide messenger RNA. RefSeq lists its product as uncharacterized. Lineage: Eukaryota; Fungi; Ascomycota; Sordariomycetes; Sordariales; Chaetomiaceae. The record is from RefSeq and is a predicted model, not a curated record. The transcript is spliced from 2 exons. Bases 224 to 1246 code for a protein of 340 amino acids.